AUGCUCAUUAAUGGGGCUCUCCGACGUUUAUUAUAUAGCGCAAGCAAUACGCGUUGUCACAAGCGAUUACUGGCAAGUACAACUUUCGGAGCUAAAGUAAGCGUGCGUGAUGCUUUGGCUGCAACUAUCGAGGAUGAAAUAGAACGAGAUGAUCGAGUUUUUAUUAUUGGUGAAGAAGUUGGCCAAUACGAAGGUGCAUAUAAGAUAACGAAAGGACUGUGGAAGAAAUAUGGUGAUGAACGAGUUGUUGACACACCAAUCACAGAGAUGGGCUUCACCGGAUUAGCAGUUGGAGCAGCUAUGGCUGGUCUACGUCCCAUAUGCGAAUUUAUGACAUUUAAUUUUUCGAUGCAAGCAAUUGAUCAAAUUAUCAAUAGCGCUGCGAAGACGUAUUAUAUGUCGGCGGGUUUGAUCUCAGUUCCUAUCGUGUUUCGUGGACCUAAUGGCGCAGCUGCAGGAGUUGCUGCUCAACAUAGUCAAGACUUUUCCUCUUGGUUUGCACACUGUCCUGGUCUCAAAGUUGUAGCACCUUAUAGUAGCGAAGAUGCCAGAGGUCUACUAAAAUCAGCCGUUCGAGAUGAUAAUCCAGUUGUGGUACUUGAAAAUGAAUUAUUAUAUGCGGAAUCUUUCCCAAUGUCAGCUGAAGCACAAUCAAAAGAUUUUCUUGUUCCCUUUGGUAAAGCAAAGAUAGAGAGACCAGGGUCGCAAGUCACUGUAGUGGCAUACAGUAUAAGUGUUCGCGCAGCGCUCAGAGGUGCUGCUGAACUGGAAAAAAUAGGCAUAGAUGUUGAGGUUAUUAAUCUGCGUUCGUUACGGCCCAUGGAUUUUGAUGCCAUUAAGCAGUCCUUAAUGAAAACUAAUCAUCUAAUAACUAUUGACAAUGGCUGGCCAUGUUGUAAUAUUGGUGCAGAAAUAUGUGCUCGGGUUGUCGAAUCAGAUGCUUUCGAUUAUUUGGAUGGUCCAAUACUUCGAAUAACAGGAGUAGAUGUACCAAUGCCAUUCGCCGAAAAUCUUGAAGCUGCUGCACAACCUUCACCAAAGGACGUAGUCAGAGGCGUGAAGAAAAUAUUAAAUAUUAAAUAG
Molecule: messenger RNA, 1083 nt
Organism: Dracunculus medinensis (Guinea worm)
Lineage: Eukaryota; Metazoa; Nematoda; Chromadorea; Rhabditida; Dracunculidae
Source: the annotation of a GenBank genome assembly